AUGUCCAGGCCCUCUGCCGUCGCAACGCAGGACAAUAAGCGCGGGAUGUCGUUCGAGAAGACGGACUCGUUCGUCGAGCAGAACAGUCCCGAAGGGUCUGAGGCCGCUGCCAUGUCGGCUAGAAGGAGUGCAGCGUGGGCGAAGAUGGACCUCACAGUGCUGCCAGUCGUGACCCUGAUGUACUUCUUCUCCUCCCUGGAUCGCUCAAACAUCGGGAACGCUCGGAUUGCGGGGUUGCAGAAGGAGCUGAAUAUGUCGAACUUCCAGUACAGUCUGGCUCUUACGGUGGCCCUCGUCCCUUUUGUUUUGGUUGAAAUCCCAGCCAACAUGCUCAUGAUUCGCGUUGGCCCACGGCUGCUUUUGCCCACGCUUGUGUGUCUGUGGGGUGUUUCCACGGCAUGCCAAGGUGUGGUCCACAAUGAGUCCGGACUUCUCGCCUGCCGAUUCUUCAUCGGCUUAUUCGAAGGUGGCCUUCCGUGCGGAAUCUAUGUGUAUCUCGCUUCGUUCUAUCCCCGUCGAAUGCUCCAGUUCCGAGUUUCUAUCGUUUUCUCUUCCUCGGCGUUUGCUGGGGCGUUCUCUGGCCUUCUCGCGGCCGCCAUUCUGAACAUGGACGGAGAGGGAUGCCUCACUGUUGUUUUCGGACUAGCGUGUUUCUUCCUGCUUCCAGAUAGCCCAAAAAUGGCGUUCGCCCUGAACGAAGACGAGAAGAUGUUCAUCUCGAAGGCGCUCGCGGAUGAUGGCAUCCUAGAGUUGAAACACCAUGUUGCGCGCCAUCCGUUGGGAGAAUUAUGGCAUACGCUCAAGCAGCCACACAUGCUGAUGUUGUAUUUCAUGGGCGCCACUAGUGGGAUAGGGCUCGUUUCCUUGCAGUUCUAUCUCCCGACUGUCGUCGCCGACCUCGGCUUCGAAGGGAUCCAUGCGCAACUCUUGACUGUCCCCCCUUCGCCGUUAGCGCAUUCAGUACUGUCCGUCACCUGCGCAAUCUUCGCAGACCGAUACUCUCACCGCGGACUCACGGUAAUCCUGUUCUCCAUGAUCUCGACCACAGGUUACGCUCUCUUCCUCGCCUCGGACGCGCACCACGUCCGCUACGCCUCCCUCUUCCUUACGGUCGCCGGCAUCUACUCCCUGCUUGCACCCCUCGGCACCUGGGUCGCGAACAACACCGCGCCGCUCGAGCGCCGCGCGACCGCGCUCGCCUUCUAUGUCAUGUGCGCCAACAGCGCGGGCAUCCUCUCCACCUGGCUCUACGGCUCCCUCUCGCCCGCGCCGCGGUACACCGCGGCGACGGGCACGAUGCUCGCGCUCCAAGCGUCGACGAUCCUGGCAGGCGCGGGGACGCGCGCGUGGCUCGCGCGACAGAACAAGCGCAAGGCAGCCGCGCGGGCGCGGGUGGGGAUGGACGCGAGGGCGGACGAGGGCGAGUUGAAGGAGAUGUCGAGUGAGAGCAUUUGGUUCGAGUACGUGCUGUGA
Molecule: messenger RNA, 1473 nt
Organism: Epithele typhae
Lineage: Eukaryota; Fungi; Basidiomycota; Agaricomycetes; Polyporales; Epitheliaceae
Product: MFS general substrate transporter
Exons: 13
Coding region: 1-1473 (490 amino acids)
Biological process (GO): transmembrane transport
Cellular component (GO): membrane
Molecular function (GO): transmembrane transporter activity
Source: RefSeq, a predicted model, not a curated record